Molecule: messenger RNA, 1251 nt
Organism: Rhododendron vialii
Lineage: Eukaryota; Viridiplantae; Streptophyta; Magnoliopsida; Ericales; Ericaceae
Exons: 1
Coding region: 1-1251 (416 amino acids)
Molecular function (GO): nucleic acid binding; RNA-DNA hybrid ribonuclease activity
Source: RefSeq, a predicted model, not a curated record
AUGAGUAAAAUAGAACUAGUCAAGUACUUGUUUUCUCGGCCAAUUAUGAGGGGCCGAAUUGGCAAGUGGUCUUUAGCUUUAAUGGAAUUCAGUUUUCAAUAUAUCCCUCAAAAAGUCGUGAAGGGCCAGGCCUUAGCGGAUUUUCUCGCUGAUCAUCCACGCGUAGAUAUCGAUGAUGGACCUGAACAAGGACUGAACGCUCUUGAAAUAUCACUUACUCCUUGGACGUUGCUUUUUGAUGGAUCAAGGACUCAAGAGGUCUCAGGCUGUGGAGUAAUUAUCAUCUCUCCCCAAGGCCUGAGGACCGAAUUGUCUUUCCAAUUUGAUUUCCCAUGUACAAAUAAUCUAGCCGAAUAUGAAGCGGUUGUUAUAGGCCUUGAAAUUCUUAAGGAUCUAGAGGCUAGAGAAGUGCAAGUUAUUGGGGAUUCAAACCUUGUUAUCAAUCACUUGGCAGGGGCAUUCAAAUGCUAUAGUGAGGACUUAGCCUCUUAUUAUAUGGCAGCCAUGCAAUUAAUCCAAGAUUUUGAUAACGUCAUGGUCAAACACGUCUUAAGGAGUAUGAAUACUGAAGCCAACAGCUUGGCUCAGGCCUCCACAGGCCUGAGGUUAGCUCCAGAAACUAUUCACAAGAUUAUCAUAAUCCAAAAUAGAUUGUUACCUUCUGUAAGGAGAAGAGGUCUAGGACUGGAGGUAUUUACUUCUGAUUUCACGGGAGAAGAGUCAGACAAUGAACCCGAGAAUGAUUGGCGUACACCUAUUAUUUCUUUCCUCAAAAGGCCCCAUCAUAGAGCCUCUAGGAAGGUAAGGAGAAGGGCUAUUAGCGAUAUCCUCGUGGGUGACGAAUUAUACAAGAAAAGCUUUGAGGACAACUUACUUUUAAGGUGUUUAGGGCACCCUGAGGCCAUGAGGGUCAUGAUUGAAGUCCAUGAAGGAAUCUGUGGAGCUCAUCAAUCAGGGAUAAAGAUGAGAUGGCUAAUCAGAAGGUAUGGACACUAUUGGCCAACCAUCUUAGAGGAUUGUAUUCGUUUUUCAAAAGGAUGUCAACCUUGUCAAGCCCAUGGCCCAAUCCAGCGUGUUCCUGCAGCUGAUUAUCAUGUUGUGGUCAAACCUUGGCCUUUUAGAGGUUGGGCCCUUGACGUAAUUGGAAAAAUUUAUCCGCCCUCUUCAGGAAAUCAUACUUACAUCUUGGUAGCCACGAACUAUUUUACUAAGUGGGCAGAAGUAGUGCCAUUAAAGUCUGUGGAUCAAUAA